Cavia porcellus (domestic guinea pig) is the source of this 2737-nucleotide messenger RNA. RefSeq names its product papilin-like. The coding region runs from base 264 to 2717 and encodes 817 amino acids. Gene Ontology annotation, molecular function: serine-type endopeptidase inhibitor activity. The transcript is spliced from 14 exons. The record is from RefSeq and is a predicted model, not a curated record. Lineage: Eukaryota; Metazoa; Chordata; Mammalia; Rodentia; Caviidae.
UAGGACUUCCUCAACUUGUCCCCACUGUUUGUGUCUCUUGUUUCCUUUUCUUCUCCCCUCCCUCUCUAGUGUCUCUGUGGACUUACCCGCAGGCCAGGUCAAGUGACCACCCAACGUCGGCCCCUAGAACGGGGGACUUAGUGAGCGACCUUGUUCUGGAACCUACAGUAGAGCAAGUAAAGGAGAAUACAGGACCCACGUGGGAGCCUACCACGCAGCUGGACCUCGUCCAGCGGCCUGCCUUCUGCCUGGAGCGUUCCUUCAUGGGUCCCUGCAGGAUUCUGUUGAUCAGAUACUACUACAAUGCCCACUCCGGACGCUGUGAAGCCUUUUUAUAUGGUGGCUGCAGAGAAAAGCAGAACAACUUUGAGACCAAGGAAGAGUGCAUGAGGGUCUGUGGACAGAGUCCCAAGGUGCUGACUACUACUCAAAGUACUGGAACACAAGUGUCUCUGUGGACUUACCCGCAGCACAGUUCAAGUGCCCCCCCAACGUCAGCCCGGAGAACAGGGGCCUUAGUGAGGGACUCUGUCCUCUGGCCUAAAGGAGAACAAGUAAAGGAGAAUACAGGAACAACUUGGGAGCCUACCACACAGCUGAACUUUGUCCAGCGGCCUGCCUUCUGCCUGGAGCGUUCCUUCAUGGGUCCCUGCAGGAUUCUGUUGAUCAGAUACUACUACAAUGCCCACUCCGGACACUGUGAAGCCUUUUUAUAUGGUGGCUGCAGAGAAAAGCAGAACAACUUUGAGACCAAGGAAGAGUGCAUGAGGGUCUGUGGACAGAAUCCCACGGUGCUCACUACAACUGCAAGUGCUGGAACACAAGUGUCUCUGUGGACUUACCCGCAGGCCAGGUCAAGUGACCACCCAACGUCGGCCCCGAGAACGGGGGACUUAGUGAGCGACCUUGUUCUGGAACCUACAGUAGAGCAAGUAAAGGAGAAUACAGGACCCACGUGGGAGCCUACCACGCAGCUGGACCUCGGCCAGCGGCCUGCCUUCUGCCUGGAGCGUUCCUUCAUGGGUCCCUGCAGGAUUCUGUUGAUCAGAUACUACUACAAUGCCCACUCUGGACGCUGUGAAGCCUUUGGAUAUGGUGGCUGCAGAGAAAAGCAGAACAACUUUGAGACCAAGGAAGAGUGCAUGAGGGUCUGUGGACAGAGUCCCAAGGUGCUCACUACAACUGCAAGUGCUGGAACACAAGGCCAGCGGCCUGACUUCUGCCUGGAGCGUUCCUUCAUGGGUCCCUGCAGGAUUCUGUUGAUCAGAUACUACUACAAUGCUCACUCCGGACGCUGUGAAGCCUUUGGAUAUGGUGGCUGCAGAGCAAAGCAGAACAACUUUGUAACCAAGGAAGAGUGUAUGAGGGUCUGUGGACAGAGUCCCACGGUGCUCACUACAACUGCAAGUGCUGGAACACAAGUGUCUCUGUGGACUUACCUGCAGGCCACAUCAAGUGCCUCCCCAACGUUGGCCCCGAAAACAGGGGACUUAGUGACGCUCGCUGUUCUGGGGACCAUAGGAGAGCAAGUAAAGGAGAAUACAGGACCCACGUGGGAGCCUACCACACAGCUGAACUUUGUCCAGCGGCCUGCCUUCUGCCUGGAGCGUUCCUUCAUGGGUCCCUGCAGGAUUCUGUUGAUCAGAUACUACUACAAUGCCCACUCCGGACGCUGUGAAGCCUUUUUAUAUGGUGGCUGCAGAGAAAAGCAGAACAACUUUGAGACCAAGGAAGAGUGCAUGAGAGUCUGUGGACAGAGUCCCAAGGUGCUCACUACAACUGCAAGUGCUGGAACACAAGUGUUUCUGUCCACUUACCUGCAGGCCAGGUCAAGUGCACCCCCCACAUCAGCCACGAGAACAGGGGACUUAGUGAGGGAUGAUGUUCCUGGGCCUAGAGGAGAACAAGUAAAGCAGAAUACAGGACCGACGUGGGAGCCUACCACACAGCUGAACCUCGUCCAGCGGCCUGCCUUCUGCCUGGAGCGUUCCUUCAUGGGUCCCUGCAGGAUUCUGUUGAUCAGAUACUACUACAAUGCCCACUCCGGACGCUGUGAAGCCUUUUUAUAUGGUGGCUGCAGAGAAAAGCAGAACAACUUUGAGACCAAGGAAGAGUGCAUGAGGGUCUGUGGACAGAAUCCCACGGUGCUCACUACAACUGCAAGUGCUGGAACACAAGUGUCUCUGUGGACUUACCCACAUGCCAGGUCAAGUGCCCCCCCAAUGUCGGCCCCAAGAACAGUGGACUUAGUGAGCGACACUGUUCUGGGGCCUAAAGGAGAACAAGUAAAGGAGAAUACAGGACCAACAUGGGAGCCUACCACGCAGCUGAACCCUGUCCAGCGGCCUGCCUUCUGCCUGGAGCGUUCCUUCAUGGGUCCCUGCAGGAUUCUGUUGAUCAGAUACUACUACAAUGCCCACUCUGGACGCUGUGAAGCCUUUGGAUAUGGUGGCUGCAGAGAAAAGCAGAACAACUUUGAGACCAAGGAAGAGUGCAUGAGGGUCUGUGGACAGAGUCCCAAGGUGCUCACUACAACUGCAAGUGCUGGAACACAAGCAUCUCUGUGGACUUACCCGCAGGCCGGUGCCACCCCAACCUUGGCCCCGAGAACGGGAGACUUAGUGACGGACGCUGUUCGAGGGCCCAGUGUAGAAAAAGGAAAAGAAAAUAGAGUACCGACAUGGGAGCCUGCCACGCAGCUGAACCUCGGUAAGUGAACAGUGAUCAUGGCACAAGA